ACGGUUUCCACCAAUCACAGAGCGAGGAAAGGUCCGGCGGUCGCUGCAGCGGGACAUAGAAGCCGGAGGAACGUCAUCUAUAGGAACAACAACAGCGGCUGCCAUCCUCCGAGCCUGGGAACUGAGCUGUGGAGCAGUCAUAAAUCCAUAUAAGAUGUCAUUGUGGUGCUCAGCGUCUGGAAGAAAGGGACCAAUUUAAACCAACAGACAUUGUCCUGUGCAGAAUACAACAGCUACCAAUAUAGACAAGAUGACGUUCAUUUCUCAAAACCACACCGCUGCUAAUGAAGUUAGAAGGUCUAUGCUAUCUAAGCGUGAAAAGAAAGAACUGGAUGACAUGGCACAACUCCGUUUGGAACUUUCCAAGGCUAAAAAUGAAACCAUACAGCUGCUAUCAAAGCACAAUGAAGAGCUGUCCUCUUGUGAAAGCCAGUUGGGCAAGCUGCGAUGUGAAGUUGAGAAAGGAGAAGCUGUUCGUCAGAGUCUAGAAUAUGAGCUAGCGGAGGUGAGAAAGCAAUGUAGCAUGGAAAGAAUGGCUUUGCAAGAGGAGAAAGAAAAUUCCUAUGUAAAGCAAGAACUUUUUAAAGCACAAAUUGAUGAACUCCAAAGCAAGAUGCACACCAUAGAAGAAAGUUUCCAGAGUACACAGCUUGGCUGGCAAGAGGCACAGAAGAAUCUUGAAAGGGAUUUGAAGGAUCGAGACUUUGAGAUUGAGAUAUACAAGAAAGAACAGGAUGUGCUUUCAUCAGAAAAAAACAGCCUGGAAGCACACACGCAGAAACAAAACAUGAUCAUCCAAGAGCUGCAACAAAAACUUAAAGAAUUUGAUAUAGAGAAGAAUAGCUAUCUGGAUACUGUGAAGAGACAAAAGAGUGAAAUCGCCAUUGGUUUGGAAAGAGAAAACCGACUGAAGCAGGAGCUUGAGAACAUCCUUAAUGAGAGAGUGAAGAGACUUGAACAAAGCAUUGAAGCAGAGCGAGCAGCACAUCUGGAGUCCAAGUUUAACUCUGAAAUCAUCCAGCUGCAUGUUCGGGAUCUCGAAAGAUCAUUAGAAGUGGAGAAGGCCAGCCAGGCACAAACCCAAUCUGAUUUAGACCUUAUAAAAAGUCAAUUUAGAGAAGUGGAAAAAGCCUAUAACAAAGAAAAGGCUACCGCAGAAGAGUUGGCAGACAAACUUGCCAAAUUGGAGAAAGAAUAUUCCUAUAUGGUGAAUGAGUUUAAAGUGGAAAUAGAGAAGCAAAACAAAAUGAUCACAGAUCUGUCUGCAAAAUUAAAGAAAUCUGAAGAAAGCUUGGCCGUAGUGGAACAGGACCUUGAAAAGAGCAAAAAAUGCCAACUGUCCAUAGAAGAGGCUUACAAGUGUAACGUGAGAGAACUACAGACAUUGGUGGAAAGCUUUAAUACGCCAAGCCAUCGUCUAUCAGGGACAUAUAGUGAUAAAGAUGAAGCUGCUGGACCUGCUGUUCUUGAGGCUCUGAGACAUACCUUGACAGAUUACCAGAACAAGCUGGAAAGCACGUCUAAUGAGUUGGAGACCAAAAAACAUGUCUGUGCUGAGAUGAGAGAAGAACUAGACUCCUCGAAACAGAUAAUUCACACCCUGAAAAAAAACCUUGAGAACAUUCAGUCAGAACAGCUAAUUUGUGAGAAGGAAAUACAAAGUCUGAGUGCUGCUUGUGCUGAGAGAGAGUCUCGGAUAGCCCAACUUCAGACAGAAUUGGUGAAGGCACGUGACACCUGGGAGAGGGAAAAACGAAGAGCAUUGGAGUCUGAACAUGGAAUCCAAAAAAUAACUCAGUCUUUUCAGAAGGAUACAGAGGAGAAGUUAACUUUCCUGCACAGUCUAUACCAGCGCCUGGUGGUAGGUUGUGUGCUCCUAAAGGAACCAGAUAACAUUAUGGGUAAUUUCUCUUGGCCAGAACUCUAUGUUAUAUUGCAGGAGAAUGUAGAUGCCCUUAUCUCAGACCUCCACCAAGCCAAUGAAAAGGUAUCUCAUCUGGAAUAUGCUUGCAAAAACAAGGCUGAUGUGUUGAGAGAACUGCAGAAAAAACAUGAGGACUCCCUUGACAGACUCGCUCAGCAAAUGAAAGAACAGCAAAAUGCCUGGCAAAGAAAGACUAGAGAUUUAGAACAACAUUACUCUGCUCUUCUAAGGGAGACUAACUCCAGGGCACAGAAAUAUCAAAGAAUAGCUGAAAGAUCAAAAGAUAAGAUCUCCAUUUAUGAAAAAACCAAAGAUCAGAUGGCACUGGAGAACGUGCAUGUAAAAAAUCUUCUUCUUAACACAGAAAAAGACCAUAAGUCCCUUCUUGCAGCUUUUGCACUCAUGGCUGGUGCUUUAUACCCAUUGUACAGUAGAGCUUGUGCUUUGGCUACACAGAGAAAUUUCCUGCAAGACCAAAUGAACACUUACAUGGAUGUUCAGAGAGAAAUCCGGAAUCUAGUGCAAGCAUUGUCUGACAGUGAAGUUAAGAGGGAAGACAACUCAAAGAGAAGUCCAAAAGAUUCCAGAUGUAUGAAGCGUGUGUUUCGACGUGGUGUCCUCGUGAUUUUAGCAGCUAAUCGGCUUCAGCGGCUUGGAAGAUCCAGCAACACGCUCUUUAUGUGGAUGGAAGGCAUGAGUAAAGGACCUUGUCUUUUGGUUUGUUCUAGAAGAGACCAAAACAGCAAAACAUUCAGGCCACCAGAUGAGAUGGUACGUUGUCAAGAAGCAUGGAAGUGGCUUACCAGCACUGACCUUCUAUCUGCUGUUAUCACCUCAAUGACUGAUCUGCUUGGGUUUUUAAACCAGAAAGUUCCAGAUUCUAGGUCACAGAGACAGCUCAUUGACACAGCCAGCAACUGUUUUUCUAAGCUAAUGAACAAGCUGAAUGUAGGGUCCGCAGAACUACAAAGAUACCCCAUUCAGGUGGAUCCUGACAGUCUUCUUCACAGACUGAUGUGUGGACUUCAAAGAAUCAACUCCCAAACACCAUCUGUGGACCUUACUAAUAUAACUCCCAUUAUGAAGUGCUUGGCUGUCUUGAAAAAACAAAUCCUUGCAUUCACCCAUCGACUGCAUACAGCGGAAGUAGAGAGACGAUCGUUACGCCGGCAGCUGUCUGAUAUGAAGAAGAAACUGAAUGAGAGUAACACAGAGAAUCUUACAGCACAAAGCCAGCAGUGCCAGCAAUCUAAAUUGGUCCCCUAUGAGAAAUUUAAAACGGUCUUCGAUGAGCUGAACAAUGCAUUGUUACGUGAACAAGAAGCCCAGAUUCUCCUGAAUGAGCAGUCUCAACAGUUACUGGAGCUCAACCACAAAAUAGAAUUACACUCCCAGGAGGAAGCGGAAAAAGAUCAAACCUUAUCGGAGGCAGUUACGAGUCUUUCUGGAACUAAAAUGGAGCUGCGGAGAAAGGAUCAGUCUUUACGUCAACUGACCAGACAGCUUACUCAGCUGGGGCAGGAAAAGCUUAAACUGGAAGAAAGCAUAUCUAGUGCAGAAAGUGCCCUGCGCACAGCAGCUAGGGAAAAGGAGGGCCUGUCAAAUUAUAUGAAAUCAGUUACAGCCAUGUUUCAGAAGAUGAGAGAGCAGACCUCCUUAUCCCGGGUAACAACAUCACAGCAAGACUUCACUUUCCAGCUUCCAAAGUUAUCACCUAAUAUGUUUGAAAUGGAAAGUUACACAGGAGGGCCAGACUUCCCUGUUUGCCAGAGUAUGAUUAAGAGCUUCUUGGACAUCUAUCAGAUUGCAUGCACCAAAGCAGCUGCUCUGGAAAAAGAGAUAAUGUUCCAUAAGAAGCACAUUGCUGCUCUCAAAUCCGAGCUACAGACCGCUUGCCUUCGUGAGACCAAGAGCUUGUCUCCGGCAAAGCUGCAUGCCAGCACCCUACCAAUCUCAAAAUUUCACUCAGAAAGAAUUAUUGCAGACUUUGUACGACUGCAAGCUGAGCCAGACUUCUCACACAUCCAUAUGGACUCUAGUCAUCUAAACAGCGGAAUUUUCCAGCCUAUUGACUUCUCAUCUGUUAGCGACUUUAAAUUUACACCCAUGCAAGAGCUGCCAACUAAGACCUAACAGUUUCCUUCCCAGCAAUGACCAUGUUCCCAUGUUUUAUUAAAGACAACAUCCCAUGG
Hyla sarda is the source of this 4116-nucleotide messenger RNA. RefSeq names its product coiled-coil domain containing 171 (gene CCDC171). The record is from RefSeq and is a predicted model, not a curated record. NCBI's taxonomy places the organism in Eukaryota, Metazoa, Chordata, Amphibia, Anura, Hylidae. The transcript is spliced from 25 exons. Bases 251 to 4057 code for a protein of 1268 amino acids.